GUACGUAGAUUCAUGCAUGAAAACAAUAUUUAUAAACAACGAUAUAUUCAUAAUUUCUUUUCUUUUUUAUUGGUUCAAGAGAUUUGGACUUUAAAUGAUACAGACACUUCGAAUAUUACGAUCCACACUGUACCACACCACCACAGUUAACAGUAAUAUUAUAUAUAUAUAUAUAUAUAUCAUAUAUCUAUAUAUUUUUAUAAUUGUUAGAACUGCACCGUAGUUGAACCGCUUAUUCCACACCGCUCAGUACGAUCUGCAGUCACCGUUCCAAACCAAAAGGCGAAACCAUACUCAGUAAAAUAUAAUGUUUGACAGGCUAAUAAUAAUUUACGUAGUCAACUGUUUGAUCCUAUCACAUACAAUGUUUUUAAUUUGAGAGUCAAUUCAACAACCGUACAUAUAUUAAAGGGGUCCGAAUGAUAACAUGCUGGAUAACUACGGAAUAAAUGCAGUGUGAUUCAAAUAAUAACAAAAAUAUAUAGAUAUAUAAAUAUAUGUAAAGUUUUUUAUUAUUAUUCAUGACGGUGUGAUGCGGGACGGUUGGUUACCGUUCGAAGCGUAAGUAUUAUAUGUCUAAAUAUUUUUUUUUAAUAUUUUAAUAUUUCCUUCCUUUUUAUUCAUUGACUUCUAUAUAUCCAUAUAAUAUUCCUGUUAAUUUUUUUUCUUUUUGACUCUUCUUACUAUUUAAAUGAGAUGUGAUACCUUCCAACAACAUAUCACAAAAACAAUUGAAAACAAGAGGCGAGGGGAUAUUAAUGGAGAGGGAAAAUCAUGAAGGUGAGAAUUUGCCUCCGGAACUGAAUCAAAUCAAGGAACAAAUCGAAAGAGAAAGGUUUCUGCACAUUCAGAAAUCAUUUGCGGAUAGACCAAGUGUGGUUACUCAUGCUGCAUAUCAUCAUUCUCUUGCCUCAACCCGGGGUGCUGGAGUAAAUAAUGAUGGAGGGGACAACAAUAUGCUUUCUUUGAGAAUAAAAACACCACUUCAUAUUUUCAAAUAUAAUCCUCCGGAAGAAUUUACAUCUCCACUUCCCAAGAAACAAGUUAUCAAGCUUCCAAUUGUUAAACAGCUACCACGAGCCAUUACCUGGGUCUUCACGGAUAGUAAUAAGCUAAUGGCUGAAAGUGAUUCUGUGAUCGGUAAGAAACAAAUAAUUUAUGUCAAAGGCCAGGCAGAGGAAUUGAGCAGCAACGACGAAGAAGAUGAAGAAGAAACCGAGAAAGAAAAACUGGAAUUUUCCAAAGAUGCAGAUCAGUUUAUAUGGGAGGUUGGGCAAAAACAUAAUUUAGAUGACCUGGUGGUGCAAAGUGCUCUCUCCAAGUUCUUUGAAUUAGAUGUUUCAGAUAUCUUGGAGAGAUACAAUGAUCUCAAGAAGCUUAAGAUCAAUGAAGGAGAUACUGGUGAAGUUUCUGAUGUACGCAUAUUUACUUCUUCUCCGGAGACUACUGAAAGGCGUUUUUGCCGUCGUUGCUUGAGAUUCGAUUGUCGUGUGCAUGAAGAAGAUCAGCCUGAGAUUUACAAUAAAGAAAACCAAUCUAAUUUGUUUGAGAAGGAGGAUGUUAGAAAACAAUGCAGUAACCAUUGCUACCUUAAGCUAAAGGGUGUCACAGAAGCUGAUCAUAUGGUGGAUAAUGAUAACUAUGUAUCAAACAAGAAAGGGAAGAAUGUGGUCUCAGAGAUGUCUCAAGCAUACAAUGAGUGGACGUCUGUAGAGAUGGAUCUUUACCUCAAAGGAGCUAAACUCUUUGGUAAAAACAGUUGUCUUAUUACAAGAAACGCACUUCCCGGACUUAAGACGUGUUUAGAGGUUUACAAUUACAUGCAUGAGCAAGAUCAAUAUAAAAUGUUACUAGAACAUGAAGAAACUUCAGAAACAGACAAUCAGGUUAAUAAAGAGACAUCGCGAAAAAAACGUAGGCUGGUCCGGAAAAAAGUCAAACUCCAAAAGCAUAUUUAUCCGGCUGCUAUAAAAAAUACAAUGAACGAAAUAGAGAAGUCAUAUAAGCAGUACACACCAUGCCCUUGCGAGCCGGUAUGUGGAGAUCAAUGCCUUUGUUUCCGUAAUGGAAAUUGCUGUGAGAUAUAUUGCGGGUGUCCAAAGACAUGCAACAAUCGCUUUGGAGGAUGUAACUGUACAAAGGGUCAAUGUAUAAACCUAAAAUGUCCUUGCUUUUCCAAUUUUCGUGAAUGCAAUCCAGAUCAAUGUCGGAGUUGUUCGCUUAGUUGUGGAGAUGGCCAUGGCUCUCUUGGUGAGACAUCCAAGACAAGCGAAUGCAAGAACAUGCAACUCCUCCUUAAGAAACAUAAAAAGAUUCUCCUUGGAAUGUCUAAUGUUCAUGGAUGGGGUGCAUUUACACGGCACUCCCUUAAACAAAAUGAGUUUCUCGGAGAAUAUACUGGAGAAUUGGUCUCCGUCGAUGAAGCAGAGGAACGUGAGAGAGCAGAUCACAAGCUUGGUUAUUCCUACCUCUUUAACUUGAAUGAUAAGUUCGUCAUUGAUUCUCGCCGACAAGGAAACAAGUUUAGAUUUCUCAAUCACUCAUCAAAUCCUAACUGCUGCGCCCAGGUGAUGAUUGUUAAAGGAGAUCAGAGGAUUGGAUUAUUUGCGGGUAAAGCUAUCAGAGAAGGUGAGGAGCUGUUCUUCGAAUAUAAACCAGGAGAAGCGGAUAGGUCUCCUAGCAUAUCUAGCGACAGUGGUAGCUCGAAGUCAGAGAACAGCAGUUCAUCUACUUAGACUUGAAUCUGAGGAAGAUUGACACAAAGCAGUCGGUUUUGGAUUCUAAUGCUAUUUUGCGUAACUAAAGUUCAGAGUCGUUUUGGUUUGAGAAAGGACAAAUUUUGAAGUAUUAUGUUUUAUUGUUUUAAGGUUUUGUCUGUCUCAUGUCUUUAACUCUUGAAGUUGCCAAAUGUCGAUGUUGCUCUUCCUCCUCCAAGCUACCAUCUUCAUAAUCAGAUCCCUAUUAAAAUUUCGAAGUACGUACGUACCAACCAUUGUCAGACGACUCAGACCAUAACGAAUUGAUGAAUAACUCACUAACCAUCCUAAUUAUAUAAAAGAUAAACCUAUGAUUAAACUAAACUUUUUGUCACGUGCAGUUCCAAUAAGAUCUUUAAGUAAACAGUACAAAAUAAGCGAUUAAAAUUCACGAGUGAAAACACUGAUGAGAGUCUCCAGCUAGAUCUUUAUGGUCGUAUAAUUACACUGCGUGAGUGUGGUUAGUCGUUGGUGACAACGUGCAUUGUCGUUGGAUUGGAUAAACAUCAACUUCUUUGGGGCCACUUCCUCGACCACUCGCCCAACUUGUUUUUCUCUUUUCCGUAUAACAUAAUUAAAAGUAACAAAAAUCAUAGAAAAAUAAUAAUAAUGAUAAUAAUAAAAACAAUAAUAAUAAUAAUAAUAAUAGGAUGCCACUAAUCCAAAUUCGAUGAUCUGCUACGACAAAAAAUAAUAAUUCGAUGAUACAAGGGCUUAUUUAGGGAAUAACUAAAAAAAAAAGAGAAAUUAGAUUUUGAAAGAGAGAGAAAAGAGAGAUAGGAAGAGAAAAGAAGAGAGAGGGUGGGAUUUUAGUUAGAUAGUGAAUUUUGUUUUUUUUCUUAGCUAUUGGGUGCAAUUUCUCAUGAUACAAGUCAUGUCACAGUUUCACAAAUAUCUUCCCAUUUUCAAAAUAAUUGAAGUUGGAUGAUUUGUGGAUGUCAUGUUUUUUUUUUUUUUUUUUGGUGUAAUGGAUGUCAUGCUUUCGCUAUCAAAAGGAAGAAACCUUAAGUAUGGCUAGGCAUGAACAGAUAUUUAUGCACCUUUUUUUUUGUUCAAAGGAUGAUUUGAUUAGAAUGAAAAUAGAAAGAUAGAGUUUAAGGCACAGGAACACUAUUACAGAGACAUGGCUUUGCAAUUGAGUCCGCUAGUUCAUUUUGAGAUGUAGGAAUAAAACUAUAACGACAUGAAGUAAAAGAAGAAGAAGCGAGAGACGCGAUGUCGGAGAGAGUUCCGUAGAGCUCUGUCGAUCGUCGGUUCUCGUUAAUCGCUUUGACAAGCACUUGGGAGUCUGAUCUAAGCCAGAUAUGGGUGAUACCAAACGAGAUGGCAUGCAUAAGGGCCGCUUUUACCGCCAAGCCUUCAACUAGGAGCGUCGAUGGAACGUGGUGUUUAAUUUGAGCUCCCCUGCUCGAUUCCUCGAGAUUCUGGUCCGUGAAAGUCCAUCCAAGUCCAGCUCUUUUCAAAUCUGAUUUUCAGGCUGCAUCGUUAUUACAAAUGAUUGUCUGGUGAGGAUCGAGAGGAUUAGUCAGGUGAUGCGUUGCUUGUGUGCGUAGCUGGGUGGGCUUCUCUGUUGAAGCCUGAGCCGUGACCCAUUCCUUUGCUCAACUAUGGUCUUGCCAAGAACCUCCGAAAAACAAAGAGAUUUUUGGUUUAGUUAUAUAUCAAUAGAAUCAAGAAAUGAAACCGAACAAGAAUCGAAUGAAGAAUAAAAUUUCUAUGAUAUAAUUUAUAUACUUUUAUAUAUAUUAACUAUUUAGUUUUAAAAUAAUUUAAUAAUUUAAAUAUUAAUUAUAAACUGAAAUAUCCAAAACUAAUUAUCAGAAUUUUUUUAUCUGAAAUAUUUAUAAUUAUUUGAAUCAUCCAAAAUUUUAAAAUUGAUAUUUAAUUUUGACAACCCAAAUUAACUAAAAACUGAAAUUGAAUAAGAUCCAAAAUUAUUUUGGAUAAUAGCCUUUAAAUAUCCGAAUGAAUAAUAAAUUUCUAGAACAGAAUCAAGAACAAGAACCCAAUGACCAUGGUUAAGUAUGACUGUGCACAGAGCCGGCCCUUGGACCAAGCCAAUAAAACCCUUGCUUCCAGCCGACAAAUUUAAGAAGAUAUUUCGGCCACAAAAUUACUAAAAACUUUCUUAGUCUAGUGGUAUAGCGCUGAGGUAAUAGAUUUCCUUGCAUCAUCUUGGGUUCGAAUCUGCUGUAGUACAUAUUUUUUUACUUUUUUGUUUUGAUAAGUGACCACAUUUUUUUUUUUGCUUUUAGCCUUCUCAAACCUAGGACCGGCUCUGACUGUGCACAUGAUUGACUGGUAAUCAAUCUACACUAAUCAAAUUGGUUUUGCCCUCUUGUUGCAUACUUAAAAUAUAUAUAUAUACACACAAAUAUUUGUAUAGAUUUUGGUCACUUUCCACAAUCUUUAUGCAUAAGCCAAUGAAUCUAACAAGAAAAAGCUUCCAACGGGCCCCCAACAUACAAACAAAAUACACAUGAAUAAAGAAUGAUCUAAACCUGGUCAUUACCAGAACCCGGUCUAAACCGGUAUAAGCCAACAACGACUUUAACCCGCCAGAAAAAAAAA
Molecule: messenger RNA, 5327 nt
Organism: Brassica rapa (field mustard)
Lineage: Eukaryota; Viridiplantae; Streptophyta; Magnoliopsida; Brassicales; Brassicaceae
Product: histone-lysine N-methyltransferase MEDEA-like
Biological process (GO): heterochromatin formation
Cellular component (GO): nucleus
Molecular function (GO): chromatin binding; protein binding; histone H3K27 methyltransferase activity
Source: RefSeq, a predicted model, not a curated record